GAUUCAGUUCCGAUAGUUCCUUUCAAAGAAUUGUUUCUUUGAACAAGUUCGAUCGAUCUAAAACGAUACAACUUCGGAACAAAUUAUGUUCAGUUCCCAUCAGAGUUUGAAAAGAAAGACCCCAUGUCCUGGAAUUAAUCGCGAAGAGUUCAUAGAACACCUAGUGGAAGAGUACUACACUACAACGAAUGUUGCUCAAGAACAAGUUACUGCUAAUCUUGCAAACUUUGCGUAUGAUCCCAUUAAUUGGGAAUAUUUGAAAAAGAAGGAAGCGGUUCAACUGUUCCUAGAGUUGUUGCGAAGCAACAAUGACAGACUGAAAUUGCAUGGCAUCGCUGGAUUGUGCAACAUAAGUUUGGACCACGAAAUAUCGUUGCACCUAAGCAAUUCCGUUAAUUUUAAAAUUAUUCAAGAAUUGCUUUUGAAUUCGCAGAAUACUGAAAUUCUCCUGAACUGCUGUACAAUCAUAUAUCAGCUCCUAAAUAAUCAACAAGGAGAAAGAGGAGACAUACUCUACAGAGACACAGUAAAACGUAUCCAACACAUCAAUUCCCAAUACAAGAACAACAAAAGACUGGCCAAUAUUUCGGAAUUACUGCUAUUAGAUUUUUGUAGACGCUAUGAAUUUACUGAGGAGCCAGCUAAAUAGUAGCUUUUUUAAGAUAUGCUUGAGUACUACACCCGCCGCCCAACAAAAGCCUAUCAAACUGGUAAAAAUAUUUUCUCAACAAGAUCUCGACAAUUUUUCACGUUUGACCGGCGACCCAAAUCCUAUUCACAGUAACAGCAUUCCAGAGGAAAGUCGUAUGGUACAUGGCGCCUUUUUAAAUGCGAUCAUAGCCGGUCUCAUUGGAACUCACUUUCCACCAGAAACAAUUGUUUUGGAGCAGAGCUUUAAAUUCCCCAAACCUUGCCGCAUAAAUGUUGAAUGUGAAUUUCUCAUUCGAACACAAAACGAACGCAAAAUUUCCACUGUUACUUAUGAAUGUAAACAAGGCGAUAACGUUGUAUUUGAGGGACUUGCUAAGCUACUUAUUUCCAACAAUAAAUUAGGAAAAUAAAA
Musca domestica (house fly) is the source of this 1063-nucleotide messenger RNA. Its product is annotated as armadillo repeat-containing protein 7. The transcript has 3 exons. The record is from RefSeq and is a predicted model, not a curated record. The coding region runs from base 86 to 649 and encodes 187 amino acids. NCBI's taxonomy places the organism in Eukaryota, Metazoa, Arthropoda, Insecta, Diptera, Muscidae.